Messenger RNA from Oryzias melastigma (Indian medaka), 4995 nucleotides. RefSeq names its product neuregulin 3b (gene nrg3b). NCBI's taxonomy places the organism in Eukaryota, Metazoa, Chordata, Actinopteri, Beloniformes, Adrianichthyidae. The transcript has 9 exons. The record is from RefSeq and is a predicted model, not a curated record. Gene Ontology annotation, molecular function: chemorepellent activity. Gene Ontology annotation, biological process: nervous system development; animal organ development; intracellular signal transduction. Bases 2213 to 4471 code for a protein of 752 amino acids.
UAAACUAAAUUAGUCAAAAUUGCUAGCCUGCUGCUUAAAUAGAAGCUAAACUCUUAAUUAGCAUAAAAAACAGUAAAUAACAAAGUAGCCAAAAAUUUUAGGAUGUUGCUAAAAUAAAGCUCAUCUCCAAAAUUUUUGAAAAGUACUACAAAAAAAGACAAGUUGGAGACGCCCAAAACGUCAAAAAUUGAGGCGGAGGGGUCCUUAACCAAACGUCAGUAUGUGACGACUUGGGACUGAGAAUGUGUUGAUGCCGGGGCUACUAUUAAAAGAUAUACGGUAAAUGUUUUUUUUUUUUUUUUUUUUGAUUGCUGAAUUUCUUCUUCUUCUCUCUUUAUGGUCUAACUGUUCAGCAAUACUUUUGGGAUGUACUGCCCCCUAAUGAGCGACUGUUGUAACUGCAUGUUACGAGAUUCAAACAGAACUAAACUGAUUAUUUUAAGUGUUUUUUUACAUAUAUGUUUUAAAAGAUAAAUUAAUAAAUAGCAUUCUACUAAUUUAUUCACAGCCCACGCACGGAUCAUAACCAGGCUGCCUCAGUCCCUCGUGAGCUCUAACAGAAGGGAUUCAUCCACUGCCGAUGGAAGGAUCAAACUGAUCGUGCUGUAAGCCGCUCGUAAAUUAUCAGUGGCGUUGUUGAGUUUGUUUGCUCUCGCGCGCCGCCGGUCGAAGACGCCCGGGUGGUGCUUCUCCUCUCCCCUCUCCUGAUCUCACCGCUCCCCAGGGUGUGUCUAUGGAUAAGCGCCUCUCCUCUCCCGUGAGUGAGUGCUGCUGCUGCCUCCUCCUCCUCCUCCUCCUCUCUCUCCUCCUCCUCCCUCUCUGCCUCCUAUCUGCAUCUGCUGCAGAACAACACGCUCCUUCUCGUCUUUCAUCUUCCUGUUUCUCACUCCGGAAUCUCUCUAUUUUUGUCCGAUAAGUGAGUCAGCUCCUCCACCUACACCCGCGGAGUUAAAGGUGCGGUGGUGGGGGGGACAUGUGGCACCUCCCGCUCAUCACUUUGAGGAUGGAGAUGGAGUGGAGGAGAGCGCCGGAUGGGAUAGGAGCCCUGGAACCCGCAUCAGUCACAGCGGACUGAGCCUGCAUCCCUCCCUCCUCAGUCUGCAUCCUCCAAGAACAGCCGCCGCAUCAUUUUUUUUUCUUUUUUUCCACAGCAGCUGCCCCCUCCUCGCUUCUUUCCGUCUCCCUUCCUGCUGCACCACUGUGGGAAUGCAGAGAAGGUAGUCCGAACCUUUCUUUCACGGAGGGGUUCUCUUUUUUUUGCCUUCUGCUUUUUUUUUUCUCGAGCAGAUCUCUCCAUCACAGACAGCAGUGACUUGCUGCAGUCUGGACGCCUGUCACUACAGGAAAUCUAUGGGCUGGCUGCGCGCAAACUGGACCUGGAUGGGUUGGAUUUAGCCCGCUUUUCUCAGGGCAGCAACAACAUCAAAACCACAGAGCUUCAGCUUCCACCAGCUCCGAUUGGACUAAACCAGCAAGCAAGGGAGACCAGACUUGUGGCUGUUUCUGCUUGGACCUAAAGUUGAAGCUGCUCUUGAAAUAUUAUUAUUAUUACUAUUAAGAAUGGUCUUAGAGAGUGGGGGCUACGCAGGGACAUGCGGUCGAUAAUCCAUGAAUUGAUGCUGGAGAGGGGUGCUGCCCUUGCCUGGGUUGUUGGUUUGAUCGCUCUCAGAUGGAUUUACAGCUCCAGUCUAAAGCCAACCGCCAAACGGAUCAAUACCCCCCUCCGUUCUUUUUGCAACGCCUUUUUAACACGGGAGUGAAGCAUUCUGGGAUUUAUCAUCACUUUGUUAGAGUCUAACAACUGUAAGCCCUCAUUACCAACCCCCCACCACUGGGGUUUGGAUCACCUGUCCACAACUGUGUGUUUUCCGUGUGCAUGUCUGUCUGUCUGUGUGUGUGUGUGUUUGGUGUGUUGUCCGCCAGAGGGAGUGAAUAUUGUGUUGCAUGUGAAAGCAUCUGAGUGCAGUGCCAGCUUUUAAUUAGAACGUGACUGCGCGGGUGCUGCGUCUGCUUGCUUGUGGCUGCUUGUGAGUUUGUGUUCUACAUCUGUGCAUGCAGGUACAUACAGGCUCAGCAUUGUCAAGAGUUUUCCUGAAGAUGCGCAGCGUUUCCUGCGCACCGCAUCGCCUUCCUCUCACAUGUCCCCGGCUCGUCUGGCCACCUGUUUGACCUCUCAAGCCCCCUAAGAGACAGAAAAAAAAGCUCUGGCAGGAUGAGUGAUCACUCGGGUGCAAACACUCUGGCAGCCAUGACGCUGGAGGAGCCAGGGGCUGAUCAAGCGUCUCCUCGAGCCCCGGGGCCUCUCCGCUGUGGCCCUUGUGCCGUCUGGCCUCGCCAGCAGACCUGGCUGUGUGCUGUGCCACUGGUCAUGGGUUUUGUGGGACUGGGACUCAGUCUUAUGUUGCUGAAAUGGAUUGUGGUGGGCUCAGUCCAAGACUAUGUUCCCACCGAUUUGGUGGACCCUAAAGGUAGCAUCGGUCAGGACCCUAUUUUCCUUUCCAAACCCAGCGCAAUGCCUAAGGGACCGGACAUUUCUACCGGUACCAGCACUUUGGCUGGCUCCACAACCCCAGUACUAUCGACCACCACAUCAUUGGCGGCAGAUGGUACUGCCCCAGCGCCAAGAACUCGAUCAGGGCCACCAGCGAACCACUCUGCCAACGGCAGCACGGCCAACGGAGAUGGCAAUCGCGCCCCACACCUGCACAACCGCGUUGGCACCCGUGUGGGCGGGACUGCGGUCACCACAUCCGCGACCCGCACCACCCGGCUCACGCCGCCACAUAGCGGCAAAGAGGUCACCCCACGCAGCACCGUCCGGAAAGGAAGCAGCUCCAGUAAUGGGCGGAACGGAGCGGCCAAUUCAAAGCCGGGACAGUCUUCUCCAACCACCACGGCCUCCACCACGACCACGAAGAGUACCCCCAAGGUGCAGCUCACCACCUCCCAGCCGGUACCCCCAAUGAAGCCUACGUCACGCUGGAAUCACGGGCGCCCUGGAAAGGGCCCAGUCACACGCCCACACCACCGCUUCAGAACACCGUUGGCCCCUACACUCCCAAGCGUCCGCUCGGAGGUCUUCAAGCCAUGUGUGGAGGAUAAGGACCUGGCCUUCUGCCUGAACGAAGGCGAAUGUUCCAUCAUUGAAACGGUGGCCGGGGUCCACAGACACUGCAGGUGUAAGGAGGGCUACCACGGCCUACGAUGUGACCAAUUUGUCCCCAAAACUGACGCUAUCUUGUCCGAUCCAGCAGAUGAACUUGGGAUCGAGUUCAUGGAGAGCGGCGACACCUACCAGAGGCAGGUGCUAUCCAUCUUCAGCAUCGCCUCGGGGAUCUGUCUUCUUGGAGUGGCGUGCAUGGCUCUCUACCGCCGCAACAAGAGACACCGCGAAAAGCUCCAGGCUCAUUUCUCCAGCAGCCGCAGUCUGAGAGACUGCAGUGUCAACGCCUCCGGCCUCAUGUCCAAAUCCACUCCGAGGUUUCAGUACAGCCUUCAUCUACAAAACGGCUGCAGUCCUCAUGGAUCAUCUGUUAAGGUCGGCAAUGUGACACCAGGCACUUCAGCGGCAACCCCGCCGAUUCUCAGCAAAGCGCUCUCUAAAGGGAAACGCUUCAGGAGUAGCUCCCUCUCGCUCAGUCCAGCUCUGCAGCGGAAAGAGGCCAGCCACUUCAGGACGCCGCCAAUUUCCAGAGGGAAACACAAAGUACCAACAAAUCUCCUGGAGGGAUCCAGAGGGAGCGGCCAUGUCUACAAACACUUGCAGGAGGAUGAAUCCACGGACGUGGAGUCCGUCAGAAGGUGCAACUCCGCCGGUGGACGGGUGGGCAUGCUCCUCAGCAGGACCUCCCUGUCUCACUUUACUGCCAGGAAAGGAUGGACCGAGGUCCCCUGCACUCGCCUGGAUAAGGACACGAGUUUCCUUCCUCCUUCCUUGCGCACGCGCUCUGUGCCCAUCAUCCCAUCCCUCCAAGCGUGCGACCCAGACGAAGGGCGGCAGAAGAUGAGUGACUGGAACCAGGCAGGGCUCAUCAAGUGGCCCCCUGCUCUGGCUGGGAAGCUGGGGCUUCCCAUUAGCAGUUUUCCCUCCCAGCCGGAGUCUGUGUCGGCGUCCACUGGCGCUAGCCCCCCUGCGACCGCCUAUGCCCCAAUGGGACCGGAGGAGAACCUCAGCACCGCUGAAUCCACACAGAUAUCCGAGCAAAAAAGCCUCUCCUGCACCAAGAAAGCGAACGGAUCUCAAAGCGUGAUCCCUCACAGCGUCCCAGAGGCUGAGUCGGGGGGAAACGGUGUCCGAAAUCCAGCCAGAGUCCCACACACAAGCAGUGGGAGCAGAGGUUUGAAGGCGGCAGGCCAAAGAGAAAUCCAGGGACAGAGCCAAGGUCAGACACCCCCCUCGUAUGGAGGCGCAAACUGCUUCCUGGCCAAAGGACCCAGCUGCAGAGGAACUGGAAACCCUCCUGCAAGCUGAUUGGAUUAACUCUGUAAAGCUACAAAGACACCUUUUCCAAAUGACUGUGCACCUUUGCUGGUGGCUCAGGAUUGUUAGCAGGUGGGCCCAUCUGUGUGACCACAUGGACCAAAAACAAAAAACAAAAACAAAAAAAAAACAGAUGGAGAUCGAUUUUUGAAGGAAACUGAACAGAUUGAACUGCCAGAAAAAAGAAAAAAAAUACAAAUGAAAAAAACUUGACACAAAAAGACAUCAAACCACCCAGAAAAAAAGAGACAAACAAACACACGUUGUGAAUAAAUGUGACUCAAUAAGGAAAACAAAAGCGUCACUUGAGUGGGAGCUUGACUUGACAGUUUAUUGAAAAAAAUGCCACUAUUUAAAAGGAGCUUCUACUUAGAAACCAAAAUAGUGUGUCAUCUCUAUGUUGUUUCUCUAUUGUAAAGAAAUGAAAUUAUAUAUGUCAUAUAAUAUAUGUCUCACAGACGUAUAUAUAUUUGACAUAAAAUUGUGACAAAAUAAAGACUAAGAUAACAGUGUUA